Cotesia congregata is the source of this 453-nucleotide messenger RNA. NCBI's taxonomy places the organism in Eukaryota, Metazoa, Arthropoda, Insecta, Hymenoptera, Braconidae. The record is from the annotation of a GenBank genome assembly.
AUGUCUGAUUGGGAUACAGUACCGAUAACCCUGAGAAAACGAGUCCCCAAAGGUUCAGCCAUGAAAUCCGAAAAGGCCGUUAACACCGCUCGUCGCCAAGGUGUCCCCGUCGACACUCAAGUUAAAUGGGGAGGUGGAUCAAAUAAGCAGCAUGUCAACACAAAAAAUACUGCUAAAUUAGAUCGCGAGACUGAAGAACUUAAACACGAGACUGUUCCUUUGGAUUUGGGAAAAUUGAUUCAACAAGGAAGACAAAAUAAAGGAAUGUCGCAAAAAGAUCUUGCUACGAAAGUUAAUGAAAAAGCACAAGUUAUCAACGACUACGAAGCAGGGCGUGGAAUACCAAACCAAAUGGUAAUUGGAAAGAUAGAAAAAGUACUUGGCAUGAAACUUCGUGGCAAAGACCGUGGAACACCACUUGCAAUCAUCGAAACCAAGAAAUGAGGCUCGGCA